CGUCCGCCAACGCUAGCCGCGAAAAAAUGGGCAAGAACGUGUUCUCCGUCCCCAUUUUCUUCAUCGUCUUCCGUGAGACCCUCGAGGCCGCCAUCAUCGUCUCGGUCCUCUGCAGUCUUGUCGAGCAGAUUGCGACAGACGAAAGACCGUUGUCGGACACGACCGCCGGCUCCGGCGCUGUCCAGGACAAGCCCGAAGGCGACUCACCUACCACCGACGCGCUCGCCGCCCAACCAGAGCUCGAGAGUCCCGAAGAUGCAACCAUUCGCCAGCGCCGCUUCAUCCGCCGCAUGCGGUGGCAGAUUUUCCUUGGUUCUUUCCUCGGUCUCUUCAUUGCCCUCGCCGUCGGUGCUGCUUUCAUCGCAGUCUGGUUUACCAAGGCCAGCGAUCUCUGGUCCAAAUCCGAGGAGCUGUGGGAGGGUAUCUUCGAGCUCAUCGCGUGUAUUAUGAUCUUCGUCAUGGGAGUCACCAUGCUCAAGAUGGACCGUGCCAAGGCUAAAUGGCGCGUCAAGCUUCAGCGUGCGUUCGACGGAAAAAAGGUUGACCGGGAAGCAAAGAGUGGCAAGUGGGUGCUCUUCAUCCUUCCCCUCAUCACCGUCCUCCGCGAAGGUAUGGAAGCCGUCAUCUUCGUCGGCGGUGUCUCGCUCGGUCAGCCUGCGGCGUCUAUCCCCAUUGCCGCCAUCGUCGGCCUCGUCUGCGGCCUCAUCUGCGGCUUCCUCAUCUACUCGUUCGCGAGCCGCACGACACUCACCGCCUUUCUCAUCCUCAUGACGAACUUCAUCCUGCUCAUCGGCGCAGGCCUCUUUAGCCGCGCGAUCGGCUCGUUCCAGGAGCAGGCCUUCAACACGCUCGUCGGCAGCGACGUCGACGACGUGGGCGCGGCGGGCAACGGCCCAGGCUCGUACGACGUGCGCGGGAACGUGUGGCACCUCGACUGCUGCAACCCCGAGAACAACACAGACUCGCAGGGCUGGUCGAUCUUCAACGCGAUCUUCGGCUGGACGAACAACGCGACGAUCGGCUCCGUGCUCGGCUACGUCUUCUACUGGCUCGCGGCCAUGGUCGUGCUCGCGUACUUGAAGUACAAGGAGGGCCGCACCAAGAUCUUCGGCUUCGAGUCCGCCGCUGGCGUGCGCCGUCGCGAGCGCGCGGCCCUCCACCGUGGAGACUCGGAGAUGAGCGCGGCGUCGGCGUCGGACGAGAAGGUGCAGGAUUCGGAGAAGGCUUGAAAGUCUGUUUUAUCACCCGCUACGACACCCUAUGAUCAGCGCAUGCUCAGCAAGACCUCUUGUAUUUUCCUUCGCUCGCUUUGCUGUUCAGAAUAAAAACUGUUUGAAUCGU
This is a messenger RNA of Phanerochaete carnosa HHB-10118-sp, 1341 nucleotides long. RefSeq lists its product as uncharacterized. The transcript has 4 exons. Gene Ontology annotation, cellular component: plasma membrane; high-affinity iron permease complex. Gene Ontology annotation, molecular function: ferrous iron transmembrane transporter activity. The record is from RefSeq and is a predicted model, not a curated record. Gene Ontology annotation, biological process: iron ion transmembrane transport. Bases 291 to 1229 code for a protein of 312 amino acids. Lineage: Eukaryota; Fungi; Basidiomycota; Agaricomycetes; Polyporales; Phanerochaetaceae.